Dama dama (fallow deer) is the source of this 1033-nucleotide messenger RNA. RefSeq lists its product as uncharacterized. NCBI's taxonomy places the organism in Eukaryota, Metazoa, Chordata, Mammalia, Artiodactyla, Cervidae. Bases 1 to 1002 code for a protein of 333 amino acids. The transcript has 3 exons. The record is from RefSeq and is a predicted model, not a curated record.
AUGAGGACAGAGCCACGUCCAUGUGAAGAAACAGAUGCAAGUUGUUUUACGGCGCAGCUCUACAAACCUAGAUUACAGCCCUAUCUCAUGGACCACGACCAACAGGCAGAUGCAGAGCCUCAUCCUCAGUGGCUCUUCCCGUUCUUGGCUGAGCCUCCCAAGCUGGGGAGGGGAACUGGGUCCCCCGAGGAUGAGGAGGGGAGGGAGGGCGAGGGGGAGGAGAAGGAGGUCCCACCUGGGGAAGGUGGUACACCCCCCACACUCGGCCGGCGACCCUGGGGAGGAGGGGAGGAGCCUCGUUCAACCCGGAGUUGUCUCCUCCCCCUUGGGGGAGUCCCCCUCUCCCCCAAACUGAAUCUGUCGGGAGUGGAGGGCUCUUUCUGUCGGCUGGAGAUCGGAGCGGAGGGGCUCUGCCCUGUUCCACCGUCUGGGUACAGGGAAGUUGGGGGGACUUCUUCCCCUCUCCUGGAAGGCUGGAAGCCGAGUCGUCUUCUCUCCCUGGGGUGUCCUCUGCUUCUGAACGUGAGCAGUCCUCGCCCCCGUGAGCACGGGCUGGGCGGCAGGGUGCCUACUCCAGAGGCAUACCCCCUUCUCUCCGUCCCCCAAAAGUCCAGAACUGCGGAGAGUGUGUUUGCAAGAGUGGAGGCACGCGGGGCUGCUCACUCGUUUCCACGGCGUGAGGUGAGGGGACCAGAGAUGAGAAACUGCGUGGGAAGCGAAGCUGGGAGGCAGGAGGACGUCACAUCCCAGUUGCUUGGAGGCCGAGGCACCUCACAGCUCUGCGCCACCUUAAGAAGCAAUAGCAUCUCCGCCGGCCCAGCUGGCCUUCGGCUCCUCCCACUCCCGUGUCAGCUCCGACCCGGGAACGUGGGGAAGGGAGGAGAGACAGCACUGAAUGGAAAGAUUGGCGCGGGAGUCUGCGGGGUCUCUCCUUCCCCCUGCUCUGCGGCGCGGGGAGGAGCGUGGACAGUUCGGCCCUUUGGGGUUUGGUCCUUUUCCUGAAGACUCGGGAUGGGGACGUGUUCUACUGACA